Messenger RNA from Entamoeba invadens IP1, 1113 nucleotides. Its product is annotated as sphingosine-1-phosphate phosphohydrolase, putative. The record is from RefSeq and is a predicted model, not a curated record. Lineage: Eukaryota; Evosea; Mastigamoebida; Endamoebidae. Gene Ontology annotation, molecular function: sphingosine-1-phosphate phosphatase activity. Gene Ontology annotation, cellular component: endoplasmic reticulum membrane. Bases 1 to 1113 code for a protein of 370 amino acids. The transcript has a single exon.
AUGAUUGUGAUCUGUCAAGAGCUUCGUAAGACGAUCGAAAAGUUUGUUCACGACACGAUCCCAUUUAUUCUCGACCUUCAAAAGAAGCGAAACAUCUUCUCCGAUAUUUUUUUCUUGUUCAUCACAUUCAUUGCAGGGACAGGGAUAUACGCAGUUGUGUUGCCAACUACUAUUUUGUUCUACCCACACCCGGAUUUUGCGAUCGCUUGUAUUGCAAUAACGUUUACUAGUUGUUAUAACAUCUUAGUGGGCAAUUUCAUUAAAAACUUGUUUGGUUUGCCCCGACCAUUUGGCGAAGGACUUUGGUCUCCUGUUAAAGAAAAGGACUUUGGGUUUCCAAGUACACACACCAUUAAUGCUAUAGCAAAUACCGGGUUUGUAGUGUUUGCACUGACGGAUGACACUUGGUUGAGAGUGAUAUAUCUAGUUUAUGCUGUAUGUGUUGCGUUUAGUCGAAUGUAUAUGGGAGUACAUAGUCCCGCCGAUGUGUUAUGUGGAGUUACAAUAGGUAUUACCCACUUGAUAAUUAUGGUCAACUUGUAUCAAUAUAUCAUUUAUAUACACUCAUUGUGGUACUUAUUGCCACUAUUCUUCUUCCUUCACUUGUAUGUCUUAAUCGCAAUGCCAAAGUGCAAAGAAUAUAAUGUCACCCCGCGUCGAACAGCUAUGAUAUGUGGAUGCAUUUUUGCCAUCAGCAUAGUCUUAUCGUUCAAUUUACAGCGAUGGAGUAGGAACAUUCUCCCGUUGAAUGAAUAUGUAAAAUAUCAAUACAACAGAUUUUCCAGCUUUAUCAUUGAGUACUUGGUCGCUAUUUCAAUAUGCGCAGGACUCUUCGGGACAUUCGGAUUUCUGUUACCUAACAUUGUCGAGAGAUACAUCGAAAAAAACAAGAGGUAUAUGAACUUCUUAACUAAGUGCGAGCAAUUGUUCUGUAAAAUCAGAUUCCAUUGCUUGAAGGAUGACAUCAAUGAGUACAGGUGCGACAAGACAAUGCUCAGGUACAUCGCUGAAAUGCCAUUUGCAUACUUCUCUGGAUUCAUUGGAGGACUUUGUGUCAUCUACAUUGCACCUAAAGUCGUGUUCUGGAUGAAUCCAAACAUUAUACUUAAUUGA